AUGCCUCCACAGAUGCAACGCUUCGGCGGCGCGCCGAAUAACCUGCCGUCUCAUUCGCAUUACUCGCAGUAUCAAGGCCACGCGCAGUUACCUCCUCCGUCGCUCGGGAGAGACCUUGGUUUCAUGAAUGCAAAUUCCAUGAGCAACCCCUUCUCAGUAAAUGGCAACGCUUUAGGAGUGGGAAACUUUGGAAAUGCCAGCCUCGGUAUGCCAGGUAGCACUGGGUUGGCAAGUCAAGCUGCGCAGAUGAGCUUUGCAGGCGCUUCGGUACAUCAGCAGGGACUUCCUGCCAUGGGGCAUCCCGUACCACGGCCUGUUAAUAAGGGCAGGAUACGUGAAGUUUGGAAAGGUAAUCUGGAAGAAGAGAUGGGGAACUUGCGGAAUCUGGUGACUAGAUACAACUAUAUUGCUAUGGAUACUGAGUUUCCAGGUGUUGUUGCGCGGCCGAUGGGUCAAUUCAACGGGAAGAGCGAUUACCACUACCAGUGCCUGCGAUGCAAUGUAGACCUUCUGAAGAUUAUCCAACUUGGGAUCACUCUUUUUAACGAGGACGGCGAACAUCCACCAGCCAUAAUAAACCCAGAGGAUCUACCAGCGUCUGGUCGAAGGGGGGGAACGAUUGGAGAGAUACCUCACACAUGGCAAUUCAACUUUAAGUUCUCGUUACAGGAUGAUAUGUACGCACAGGCAUCGAUAGAGGCUCUACAGCAGGCGCAGGUAGACUUUGAAAGACUUGAUAAAGACGGGAUUGAUCCGUUUGAUUUUGGAGCUCUGUUGGUCAGCUCCGGCUUGGUCUGCGACGAGGAUGUAAAAUGGAUAUCUUUCCAUGGUGGUUAUGAUUUCGGGUAUCUUACGAAGCUGCUACUACGACUACCUCUUCCCGACGACGAAACAGAGUUUGACAUAUUCAUGAAGAAAUUCUUUCCUAGCGUUUACGAUAUCAAGCAUCUUAUGAAAUAUGCUAUUCGCCAGAACACAAUGGGUCAAAUGACGCCACUAGACUCCAUGACCACUGAGGUUCUUGCAAAGUUUGAUCAAAGAUCAGGACUGGAGCAGCUUGCGGAAGCAUUCAAAGUCAAGCGACAAGGACACGCACAUCAAGCUGGAUCCGAUUCGUUGCUGACCGGAAAGUGUUUCUUCAGAAUGAGAGACAAGAUCUUCAAAGGCGAAAUUAGCGACGAACAUGUAGGAAAGGUCUGGGGACUCGGCGUACCAGAUUACGGCGCCCCUCCACAACUCUCAACCCCUCAACACUAUCAUCAACAACUACAGGAGAACUCAACGCCACAGCAAAACGGGGCAAACGGCACGCCUAGCACGCCUAAUACGGGCCCAGCACAUCUGGCAGGCACACCGGUUCAUAAUACUAAUGGAGGAGGCAUCGGGCCCUUGACUCCCGGAGGAGGAGGCGGCGUCUUUGGCGCUUUUCAGUACAACAAUAAAUAG
Glarea lozoyensis ATCC 20868 is the source of this 1446-nucleotide messenger RNA. Its product is annotated as Ribonuclease H-like protein. Gene Ontology annotation, cellular component: P-body; CCR4-NOT complex; CCR4-NOT core complex. The record is from RefSeq and is a predicted model, not a curated record. The transcript has 2 exons. The coding region runs from base 1 to 1446 and encodes 481 amino acids. NCBI's taxonomy places the organism in Eukaryota, Fungi, Ascomycota, Leotiomycetes, Helotiales, Helotiaceae. Gene Ontology annotation, molecular function: poly(A)-specific ribonuclease activity; nucleic acid binding.